Drosophila willistoni is the source of this 2161-nucleotide messenger RNA. RefSeq lists its product as uncharacterized. The record is from RefSeq and is a predicted model, not a curated record. The transcript has 4 exons. Bases 188 to 2092 code for a protein of 634 amino acids. Lineage: Eukaryota; Metazoa; Arthropoda; Insecta; Diptera; Drosophilidae.
AAAAAAAAAAAAAACAAAGCAAAAAAGUUACAUUUUGCAUAGUAGACUCUUAGGCGCCGCACACAAAAAGCAAAAACAAAACAACAACAACAACAUCCAUCUGACAUCACAUCGCCAACCACCCUCCACCACGAACCACAUGAGCCUAAACAAGAUCAAGAAGCGAGACUCGAGUGACUUAUGACUGAUGCGCUCCAAGUCAAAGGGGGCUGGGGCCGCGGGCGGGGGCGGUGGCCAUCAUGCCAGCGGGAGCCGUUACAAGGUGACGGCCCAACGCUGUGCGGUGCCAGAAGUGAACAUCACGUCGCCAACGAGCGGCGUUAGCCAUCCUCGUCAUGAGAUCACCUUUCAAGUCCAGAACAAUGCUCAAGCUCAAGCCAAACACUUUGCUCUGCUACGCAGUCGAUCACAGCCGACGUCUAAUACGAUUUUCUCGCCAGGCUUUGGCGUUGGCAACGCCACUCUGGUCGAGGAGGAGGAUUUCAGCUUGACAGCGGCGGCAGCCGGUGGAAGUAAGAGCGUCCUGCAGCGCCAGGAGGAGCACGAGGAAAUCGAACCGGACCAGAAGCAUCCCCUGGACACCUCGGACCCAGGUGAACCUCCCAACGAGCUGACCCCCCUGGUGGAGGAGCCCAGUGACGCCGCCCUUGUCCAGUCAUCCGCAAUCACAGCAUCCAGCACAACAACGACCAAUCGAUAUAGCCACAACUCAAAGACCACACGAUCCUGGCCAGUCAUUUAUCGCAAUCCCCAUCACUGUGACUACGAGGCACUCUACGUCCAGCAGCAGCAGCAGCCCCAACAGAACUUGCAGUCCUUUAAACAGAACUGCUACUCAAAUCAAUUCAAGCAGUCGAUCGUCUACUCCAGCAGCAAUGAGGAUUUGCCACCUCCGUCUGGGGGGGAACAGGUAACCGAACCGCGUCAAACCACAUGCUAUUAUUUCGCCCCAAGCCGGCAUAAUAGUAUUUAUGAGCAUCCCUCCUCUGUGGUCGGAGGUUCCUUGCAAUUUGAAUCUGCCGCCACAACUGCAGCUGCUGCAGCCGCCGUUGAGAGCCUGAGACGGAGUAAUAGUAUUCUACUGCGUCAGAACAGUUGUGCCAAGGUCAUUCAACGACGGGGCAGUGGGAGUGGCGCAGGUUCCCCAACUUCACUUGGCUCACACAUGGAAGGACUCGGCAUGGGCAGUGCUGCUGGAGCCAGUGCCUGCUGUUCCAGCUGCUGUAUGGGCCCCCCUCCGGUGCUUUUCCUUUUUGUGACUCUGCUGAUGACAACGAGUGCCACGGCCAUGUUGUGUGCCGCGAUUAUGACUGACCAUUGGGAGCAUGUUACGUGGGAUCGAAAUAGUUUGGACCGCUAUUCGAAUCGAUCAGGAUUGCAUUUGGAAUGGCUGCUGGACGAACAAGUGGCCAUGCUUAAGCCCGACAAAAGGGCCGAUCAUCGAUUUCGCCGUGAUUCAGUAUUCUUGGUGCCGAUGCAUGGUGGAAUUUGGACACUGUGCAUAGACUUGAACAUGCAGCAGCUACAGGAACUGCGACGCAAUCCCAAAUUUCCGCGUGGGGCACCACCAUGCGUUAACUAUUUGGCCGGUUCCAUGGAGAAUGCACGCGGGGAGGAACAGCGAAACGAUUGGCAGCACAGUGAGUCACAGGUCACACUGCAGCCGCAUCUGAGAAUGCAGAAUCUCUCCAUAUCCUGCUCAUUGGUAUGCCUCAUUAUUUUGGGAAGUGCGGCAUUGGUCGGAGCUUUUGGAGUAUGCCAAAGGCAGAUCAGCGCCAUUUUGAUCACAGGAGUAAUGUAUCUCCUUGCUGCAUUGUUUGCCCUGUUUACGCUUAUGAUCAUCCAUUUUAAGCGACAGCAGGGACGCCCCAUGCUGGACAGCGAUUACGAUGGCACUGUGGAUGGCAUAGUGGCGCGUCCUGGCGGCGUUGCGAUAAUGGCCAAACCCCUCUUGGGAGCACGCAUUUUCCUUACUUCAUGGAGUCUGGAUUUGGGAUGGGGUGGAGUCGUACUGUGCGCCAUUACUUCGGUACUCUGGAUCCUUCUGUCAAAGAUCAUGCGCUACAAUCCGUUUUCGGCUCUCAUGAUUUAGCUAAACGCCCUGCCGCUCGGCGGCGGUUUCGGAUAUGCCAGCUACGGAAGCUAUGGCAGUACUACUAGC